CCCACCUCCCGCCCCGCGCCGGGAAGCCGACCCGGUAGUAGCUCUUGUCCGGCAAAGGUUCCUUCUGCCGGCGCCGCUCGCCCCUCGGACCCCGGGGGGCUCAGGGGCCUGUCUGCGGGCGGCGGGCACGGCCCAGGGUGACGGCGCGGGAGCAUGGCCCUGCACCUGGGCAGACUGAGCGCGGGCCCGUGCUGGCGCGCGGCGCGGGGCGGCUGCGGGGAGCUGCGCGCUUGGUCCCCGCGCUGCGCGGCCGGACGCCUCCGCCGCCCCCCUGGCACCGCUUGCCCCGAGCAGAGCCGCGGGCUGGGCUACGGCCCCACGGCGGGAGGCGGCCCCCGGCUGAGGACCGGGCUGGCCGCGGGGCUGGCGGGGCUGGCGGGGCUGGCAGCGGCCGCCUUCGUGCACGUGCAGCGGGCGGAGAUGGUGCGCAAGAGCUCGGGGCCACCCAGCCCCUCGCCGGGGAGGCUGGAGGAGGACGACGACGAACUGGCUCGCCGCUGCAGCUGCUUCAUGGCCUCGCCUGUGACCGACCUGCGAGAGCUGCGGAGGAGGCCCGGCGACAUGAAGACCAAGAUGGAGCUGCUGAUCCUGGAGACCCAGGCCCAGGUGUGCCAGGCGCUGGCACAGGUGGACGGGGGCGCCCGCUUCUCUGUGGACCGGUGGGAGAGGAAGGAAGGAGGUGGUGGCAUCAGCUGUGUACUUCAAGAUGGGCAUGUUUUUGAAAAGGCCGGGGUGAGCAUUUCGGUUGUUCAUGGAAAUCUUUCCGAGGAAGCAGCAAAACAAAUGAGAAGCAGAGGAAAAAUGCUGAAGACAAAAGAUGGUAAAUUGCCAUUUUCUGCUAUGGGUGUGAGCUCUGUUAUCCACCCCAAGAAUCCUCAUGCACCUACUAUCCAUUUCAACUACAGAUACUUUGAAGUGGAAGAGGCCGAUGGUAACAAGCAGUGGUGGUUUGGUGGUGGAUGUGACCUUACCCCAACAUACUUGAACCAAGAGGAUGCGGUCCAUUUUCACAGGAUUCUAAAGGAGGCAUGUGACCAGCAUGGUCCAGAUCUCUACCCAAAAUUUAAAAAAUGGUGUGACGAUUACUUUUUUAUAGCCCAUCGUGGGGAGCGGAGGGGCAUUGGGGGUAUCUUUUUUGAUGACCUUGACUCUCCAUCCAAGGAGGAGGUGUUUCACUUUGUGCAGAGCUGUGCCCAGGCUAUCAUUCCUUCUUAUAUCCCCCUUGUGAAGAAGCACCGUGAUGACUCCUUCACCCCCCAGGAGAAGUUGUGGCAGCAGCUCCGGAGAGGACGGUAUGUAGAAUUUAACCUGCUGUAUGAUCGGGGGACGAAGUUUGGCCUCUUCACUCCAGGAUCCAGGAUUGAAAGUAUCUUGAUGUCUUUACCUCUUACUGCCCGAUGGGAGUACAUGCAUUCACCCUCAGAGAACUCCAAAGAAGCUGAAAUUGUGGAAGUUCUGCGCCAUCCGAGGGACUGGGUGCAUUGAUGCAGGCAGAGCAGCCUUCUGAGGGUCUGGGGGACACACAGUGUGCCCCCUGCACCACUGGCCAGCACCACCACCACUGUGUGGCACUGAGAGCUGCAGUCUUCUCCACCCUGGAGUCUGCCUCCUUUCCUGAUGAACUGUGUUUCCAACACCACAGACUUCUGCUGGAUGCUGUCAGUGGUGGGUGGUGAGGUGGCAGCUUGUCAGAGUCAAUUGGUUGAUGUAAAACUCAUUUAUACUUUUAGAAUCAUUUUUUAUGACUAGUUCGUAAACACUGAUGUUGAAUUUCCAAGAAUUGGUUAAGGAGGUAUAAAUAUUAUAAAGUGUAUCAGGAAAUGUCUCAUGUUAUUUUUGUUUCAUAUAUUUUUAAAGGUUUAGUUUCUGUUGUGGGGUAACUUUAUUUUCAUUAAUUCAAUGAGAUUGAGACUAGUAAAUUUUAGAAAGCAACUGGAAAUGAAGGUAAAAAUUUUACUUUUCAUUACUGAAGUUUCUUUGAGCAUAAUCUUUAUCUUUCUCUAGAGAUCAUAAAAUUGUAAAAUAUUCACUUUUAUAAUGAUAGAUAUUUAGGAACACUUGAAAUUUUCUUAAUCUCUGCAUGUGUUACAGUUCAGUGAUUACCUGUAGUUAACUCUAAAGUGACAUCACUGUUAUUUAAACAAGGGAUAUCUAAGUUGUAAUUUUGAUUUUUGUAGAACUAUAAUUUGUUGAUGUUGAGAUUCUCUGCACUUUUGAAUGUGAAAGCUUAUACCCUUGGAUUCUGAUACUUAAAAUUUUCUAUUCCAGACAUUUCUAUAUGGAGGUUUAGACUAAGAACAAUCCUGAAUUUAGGAAAUGAGAAACAUUUUCCUUCUCUAAUAAAGCAGACUUAGCUACUGUAAGAAGCAUGUCAACAUUUUAUAAAUAUAUUUCCUUGAACAUGGACUAAUUGAAAUUGUCCUCUUUUUAAAUUAGAGGUUCUGCAACUCUUACCUUUGCUCUUAAGAGAAAAUCACAAUAGAGUUCUCAAGACUUCUUUGUUCAUAUAAUAUAUUGAAGUUUGUAAGGAAUGUUAUCUUCCUACAUGUUAUUAAGCAUUAUCAUGGAAUAUGUUGAAUGUAUGAUUGUAUGGGGCUCUUUAGAGCUGGAAAAUGUAUGAAUUCUUCAACUCUCUUACAACAGGUACGCUGAUAAAUAUUAUGAAAUAUGACUAAGAAAUGUUUGUAUUUUUCAUUUUUUCCAGGGUAAUCAA
Hippopotamus amphibius kiboko is the source of this 2713-nucleotide messenger RNA. RefSeq names its product coproporphyrinogen oxidase (gene CPOX). Gene Ontology annotation, molecular function: coproporphyrinogen oxidase activity. NCBI's taxonomy places the organism in Eukaryota, Metazoa, Chordata, Mammalia, Artiodactyla, Hippopotamidae. The record is from RefSeq and is a predicted model, not a curated record. Gene Ontology annotation, cellular component: cytoplasm; mitochondrial intermembrane space. The transcript is spliced from 7 exons. Bases 154 to 1485 code for a protein of 443 amino acids.